Fraxinus pennsylvanica is the source of this 1167-nucleotide messenger RNA. NCBI's taxonomy places the organism in Eukaryota, Viridiplantae, Streptophyta, Magnoliopsida, Lamiales, Oleaceae. The record is from the annotation of a GenBank genome assembly.
AUGGCUAGUAGACUUGGGGAAUCGAUAAACAUGGAGCUCCCAAACCCAGAUGUUGGACAUUUCAAGUGUAAUAUUUGCUUCGACUUGGUUCAGGAUCCGAUUGUCACACGAUGUGGUCUCCUCUUUUGCUGGCCUUGCCUUCACACCAACGACUAUCGUUACUGCACACAUCAAAACAACACAAUCGACUUUCACACACAGAAAUCGCCCACUGCCGUCGACCGGCGUGGCCGCACAGCGCAUCCCGGCUACACCAUCUUGACCCAAUCACCUUCAUUAUGCCGUCGUCGACCCAUAUUUGCGUUGGGCGAUGCUCUAAGCACCGCGGGCACUGGCGAACAGAGCUGUUGUGUUUCGCUGCCGCACACGGUACUGGUAGAGCGAACAAUCAUGGCCCCCAAUUUUCAUUCUCUCUUUUCCAGAAGAGAAAGACAGUGCACAGCCCAAAAGACCGGAGAAAGAGUUUCGAGGUCAAGAGUUGCCAUGGUUGAAGAAGCGGCGUUUGAGGACGCUAACACCGAAUUAACCAAUUUAUCGGCGGUUGCGGAUUCGUUUGAGGAGCUUUCUGCGGUGGUGAAAUCCAAGGGUUUCAAUUUUGAUCUUCGUUUGGAACCCUUUUGCGAUGCUUGUUCGCUUGUUUCUGUUCUGUUUGGUUCUUUGGGCAUAGCGUUUAAAUUUGCUGAAUCGGAGUAUGUUUCGAAGGUAAAUGAUCUGGCAGAAGCAUCGCGGAUUCAUGGAACAUUAAAUAAUAUACUUGAUUUUGAUGUAAGAAAUGAUACAGUGAAAACACAAGGAAGCCUAUCACGUAACUUGCGCAGAGUUAGGCUGGGUCUUGAUCUCAUCAGAGCUUUAUUCCAAAACUUUUUGUCAUCAGACGAUUCUUCUUUAAAAGAAGCGGCGUCAGCAGCUUAUGCAAAAACUUGUGCACCAUAUCACGCAUGGGCCGUCAGGACUGCUGUUUCUGCUGGAAUGUAUGCACUGCCGACAAGGGAACAACUACUGCUGAGGCUAAAUGAAUCUGACAAGUCAGCAAAGAAGGAAAUGCAACGAUACAUCAAUGCCUCUCUUCCAAUCAUAGAAUACAUUGAUAAAUUGUACACUUCAAGAAAUAUCAGGCUUGUUGCCAAGCAUCCCAUCAGUCGAAAUAGUUGUAUCUUGUUCAUGUAG